AUGGCUUCAACUGCCCCAUCUCAGUUGACUAUCUUAUUAAUCCAGGGCUCGUUUCAGCUCCCGGAAGUAUAUAGGAAGCUAACAAAAGCCCUCGAAGCAAGAGGCUAUCCUGUUAUCCACCCUCUUCUUCCGAGCUUAGCAGUGCUUCGACGUCUUGUUGAAGAGAAAUCGCGAACCGUGCUAGUUCUUAUGCACUCUUAUGGAGGUCUCGUGGGAAGCGAAGCAGUUUUGGACGAGUUCGGCUGGAAUAAGCGUAAAGACCGGGGUCUAACCGGUGGAGUUAUCUAUCUGUUCUUCUUCGCCGCCUUUGUUCUCGCAGAAGAAGCCGAGUACUGGACAUCUAAGAUAAUCGAUCAGUCCUAUGCCGUUCAAACCACUAAGCUUACCCGCGCCGCAUACCGAUAUAUACCAUCAACCUACGUGGUGUGCGGGAACGACCAAGGUCCGCCGCCGCAGUACCAGGAGAUGUGGGGUAAAAACGCAGGUUCCAUUAUGCUCAGAAUCAACUCGGGGCACUCUCCGAUGCUUAACAAGACGGAUGAACUUGUGAACAUGAUCGUGGAAGCUGCGCAUGGUGCGAUUAAGAAUGCUUAUUAA
Molecule: messenger RNA, 597 nt
Organism: Daldinia decipiens
Lineage: Eukaryota; Fungi; Ascomycota; Sordariomycetes; Xylariales; Hypoxylaceae
Product: catalytic protein
Exons: 3
Coding region: 1-597 (198 amino acids)
Source: RefSeq, a predicted model, not a curated record